Molecule: messenger RNA, 811 nt
Organism: Hemiscyllium ocellatum (epaulette shark)
Lineage: Eukaryota; Metazoa; Chordata; Chondrichthyes; Orectolobiformes; Hemiscylliidae
Product: ependymin-like
Exons: 7
Coding region: 146-733 (195 amino acids)
Biological process (GO): cell-matrix adhesion
Cellular component (GO): extracellular region; lysosome
Molecular function (GO): calcium ion binding
Source: RefSeq, a predicted model, not a curated record
AACCGCGGUGUCACCUGAUGUUUAUCCCGUGAUGAGGAAGUAUAAAGAGUAAUAGUUUGAAGUUGCUCUUCAGGAGUGUGACAACAUCGGAGCUGUUCGAUUGACGAGAUUUGAAAUUCCGACACCGAGAGGUGAGAGUGGGAAGAUGGCGACCGUGCUGUUCAUCUGCUCCUUGUUCUUCCUGGGCGCUUUAGGAAGUGCACCGAAACCUUGUACUUCACCAGAUCUCCUGGAAGGUCAGAAGACUGUUUUCGAUCAGAGCGCAGAGUUGGAAGGGGGGAGCUUCUCUUACGAUGCUGUUCAGAAGAGGAUUUUUGCCUCCAAAGUAACGUACUUUUCAAAUGGCACUACACUGCAAGAGAUGGAAUUCCUGCUAUUUCAGGAGUCUGUCCGCUACCAGUUCUACCCAGAGAGCGGAAAAUGUGUGAAGUCUGCUCUCCAUACUCCAUUCCAGCACAUCGAAGUUCCCUCUAAUGCAACAUUAAUCAUUCAGACAUACAUUGGAGGCUCCUCUGACCCACAAGAGGGGUUGCUAGCCAAUAUCUGGAACGUUGAAACUGGUGACGGUGUUCCCUACAUUUUGACCUUCACUGCAUUUGGAUGCCUCCCGUUGUCCGUUAACUACUACUGUAAGGAGAGGGGAUGGAUUGUUGAAUCGAUCAACGGUUUGACCACAGGGAUCAGAGAUCCGAAUGUGUUUAUUCCACCUGCGUCAUGCACUCAGCAGAAUUGAGAAUAUUCUCUCUUGGAAGUGGUACAAAACGAAGGAUUUAUCUGAUUCUAAUAAAGAAACGUUUCCAUGCCAAAUAAA